Aspergillus vadensis CBS 113365 is the source of this 357-nucleotide messenger RNA. RefSeq lists its product as uncharacterized. The record is from RefSeq and is a predicted model, not a curated record. Bases 1 to 357 code for a protein of 118 amino acids. The transcript is spliced from 2 exons. NCBI's taxonomy places the organism in Eukaryota, Fungi, Ascomycota, Eurotiomycetes, Eurotiales, Aspergillaceae.
AUGGAUCUAACUGGGAUACCCCUGUCGAAUAUGCUAUAUAAGCCCCUUUCACCAUCGCCCAACGUCUACAAAUAUUAUCAGUCCAGUCUCAGACAAGAACAUCUUCAUACAUUACCAUUCGAACUUCCCAGACAAGCACUUUUCAAGAUGCCUCAAUCAUCCUCUACCACGCCCCAGGAGAGAGCCCAGCCCUGGAAGGCCAUGCAGGAAAUCCAGAGCCUGUCCAAGCCCGAGGUGUCCGCCGCUGCUGAAACCGCCGACACGGCCGAAGAAGAAGAGCCCUUGAAGCUCAACUUGCUCCGGGCUCAGUUCAACUCGACCAGAUCCAACAUUGCCAAUAUGGAGGAGAAGCACUAA